Molecule: messenger RNA, 636 nt
Organism: Lichtheimia ornata
Lineage: Eukaryota; Fungi; Mucoromycota; Mucoromycetes; Mucorales; Lichtheimiaceae
Exons: 2
Coding region: 1-636 (211 amino acids)
Biological process (GO): mitochondrial respiratory chain complex IV assembly
Cellular component (GO): mitochondrial inner membrane
Source: RefSeq, a predicted model, not a curated record
AUGUCCAAAAAGUACCUCACACCCGAAGAUAGAGCAGAAUUAGAUCGCUUGACAAGAACGAGUGGAUUGAAAGGUGGUGCUGUGGGUCUUGUUAUCGGUUUGGGAGCUGCAGCACUUACGUAUCGGCGAUCACCCCAUUUUCGUUCAUUGACCAAGCCUAUGCAAGCUAUUCUUCCAGGAUCUGCGGCUUUUGCUGGAUAUUUAUUUGCUGCUGAUCGAGUCGCACAAAAGUUUGAGAAUGUCAAGCUCGGUUAUGUGGAUGAGGAUGUGAUACGCAACAUUGAAAGCAAAUCACCCCAUGAAGGCACUCUUAGUACAAAAGACCGCACUUUACGCUUCCUUAACGAUAAUCGAUGGUCGAUUAUUGCUGGGUCAUGGGCCGUGACUAUGGUGGGAGCUCUUAGCUACAGCUUUUCCAAUCGCUAUUUGACGACACAACAAAAGCUGGUACAAGCUCGUAUGUAUGCUCAAGCCAUUACGGUAGCUGUGCUUAUGGCGUCUGCGGGAUUAUCCAUCUAUGUUGGCGAUGAUAACAAGAAUAGAAAGGAGGAGAUCGAUGAUGAAUUGAGGGCUGUUUUGAGUCUUCCCGUAGAAGAAAACAAGGCUGUUCGACCUGCAGCCAAGAUGUCAUCGUGA